Nicrophorus vespilloides is the source of this 1156-nucleotide messenger RNA. Its product is annotated as peptidoglycan-recognition protein SC2-like. Gene Ontology annotation, biological process: peptidoglycan catabolic process; innate immune response. Gene Ontology annotation, molecular function: peptidoglycan binding; zinc ion binding; N-acetylmuramoyl-L-alanine amidase activity. The record is from RefSeq and is a predicted model, not a curated record. Lineage: Eukaryota; Metazoa; Arthropoda; Insecta; Coleoptera; Silphidae. The transcript has 4 exons. The coding region runs from base 39 to 665 and encodes 208 amino acids.
AGGUUCAGCGUUGGAGAAUUGCACAGUUCACAUUCGCAAUGGCUUCAGUGAAGAACGUCGUGUUUUUAGUUGGUGUACUUCUUUUCGUUGUUGGGGCGAAUUGCAGCCCUUUCAAACUGAAGAAGUUGUUCAAAGAUGGUGAUUUGGACAUUGUUUCGAGGAAGGAGUGGAAGGCGAGGACUCCGGAGAAUCCACCAAUCGCCUUGACCGAAGAACCAGUUCCAUACGUUGUCAUCCAUCAUUCGGCUACCCCAAGUUGCACCACCAAAGCGAAAUGCAAGGGCGCAGUCAAAGGUUUCCAAAACUAUCACAUCGAUCAGAAUGAAUGGAACGAUAUUGGAUACAAUUUUAUCAUUGGAGAAGACGGGAACAUCUACGAGGGUCGCGGCUGGGGGGUGACCGGAGCACAUGCGCCACCGCUGAACGACAAAAGCAUCGGAAUCUGUAUUAUCGGCACAUUCAUCGAUACGCUUCCAAAUGAGAAAGCUCUGCACGCUCUCCGGGAUUUGAUUGCCGAAGGCAUGAAGACGAACAGGAUAAGCAGGAGCUACGGUUUGGUUGGACACAGGCAGACGUCGGCCACGGAAUGUCCGGGAAAGACUUUCUACAACGAGAUCAAGACUUGGGCGCGUUGGAUCGAACAUCCGCCAAUCAAAGAAUCUUAAGAUAUUCACUUUUCACCAUGUAAUAUUUAUAUCGGUUCGUUUUGUACCUUUUAUUAUUUAUUUAAAUAAAUUGUUAAUUUUGUUAUUAAAAAAAAAACACUUUCUUAAACAUAACUCUCACUUCAUUACUUAAAUAUAUAAAAUUUCCAUAGAUUAUUGAUGAUAAAACAGUUUAUUUUAGGUUAAGUAAUCUAAGGUUAACUUUAUAUAAUGAUAACUUUACAUAAUCUUCAUCCAAAUUUACAUAGAAUCUUUAUAAUGAAACUAAUUGUUUAAUAAUGUCAAUUCAGGAAUGUAAGAAUCUCCAUAACUUUUCAUAGUCUUCAUCAAUGGUAGAAACACAGAUAUCUUUAGGUUAGGUUAAGUUAGGUUAGAUUACUUUAUAAUUUUUAUUUCAUAUCUUUCAUUUAUGAAUAUCUCAAUAAACUUCCACACUUUUCAUCGAUAUUGUUUACAAAAUCAUGGUUAAAAAAAAUCAAAUAAUUUUAUCU